ACGGACAAUGGCCCUAAAGCUGAAAUACACCGACGAGCACGGCAUCCUGCACAUCGACAUGUCGCCCGCGCACACCCCAGAAAAGGACAUAACCGACCCAAAAUUCGACACAAUCAACCACCGUUUCGGCAAAUACGACCUCUUCGGCGCGAAAUACGCGGAGGGGGAAUCCCACUCUCUCUUCAGAAGCCGCUACAACAGUCUCGAAGAGGAGCUAGCGAACACGCCGUACGCAUUCGCUACGGAACGCUCGCUUCGAGCCAGCGAUCCCAUAUUGGACAUAACAAUCGAUUCGAUCGACAAAGACGAUCUUUUCGGGCCGAAAAUCGACUCGUCGUUCACUGUGACUCAGCUUGUGCACGCGCAGGACAGGUAUUUCGACCUGUCCAAUCGGAAUUUUGAGGUGAAAAGUGCGCCCAAUUCGGCGACUGUUAGAGUCAGUGUUGGUGAUGCUUUCCAAGUUAUUUCCCGGGAUGUGAGCGAGCUUACUUCUUUGCCAACGGUGCCAACAUCAAAGCGGAAAAGAGAGAAAUCUUUCGCGAUAAUAGCUGAGCCUCCCACAUCCCGGCCGACCAGCCCUCGCUCCCUCCCUGUUGAGAUCAAACCAGAGAGAGUCUCGCCCUUUAAAGGUCGAGGCUUUCGUGAAGAAACAUCACGGCACAAUACGCCAAAAACCUCUGCUGCCAACUCAAGAGCCUGUUCGCCGCCGAGAAGAAGAACGAACUCCUCGUCAAGGACGGAAAAGAUGGCGCAGACUGCGACCCUGCUCCCACAACCCUUGCCAAGCCGACCACAUUCACCACGAAACUUUUUAAAAGAAAACAUGGCAGAAAUAAGAGAAAUCAGUGAGAUAAACAGAGAAAAACACGAAGCAGAAGCCGAGAAAAAGAGAAAAGAAGAGGAGAUUGCGAUACUUAAAGAAAUGGGUCUGGUUGAUAAGAAAGGUGAAGUGAAAAGUGUAGUUAAUUCUAGAACUAAUUCAAGAAGUAAUUCACCGAGUAAGAUUAAUUUAAGAUCAAGAUCGAACUCACCUUCUGCGAUAUUAGGCGUUGAAAGUGUAAGAGGAAGUUCAGAAUUAUUAAAUGGUGAUAGUACGAAGCCUGUUUACAGAUCUAGAGUAAGAUCAAUAUCAAGAUCACAACCAGAAUCUAAAACGGGUUCUCCAAAGAAUUCGAAAAUACCCAAACGACAAAACUCUGUUUCACCGUCCAGAAGUAGUACAAGAAAACCAAUUAGCAAUAAUUUAAACAAAAAUCAAAGAUUUAUAUCAAACAGUACAAGUAGCAUUCAUGAAACAAUUAGAAUUGGUAGUCAAAUCCAUGAUAAAAGAGCGAUACAAAGUACUCAGAACUUAAAUAUUGCCCCAGCUGUUAUUAAAGGUAAACCACCAAUAUCACCAGGAAAAAGUGGACCACCUCCUUCCAAUAAAUUAAUCAACGCCAAACGAUUAUCUCCUAUAGUUGGUACGCCAAGUAAAAGUCCAAUCGACGAUCCUAAACCUGGCUCGGCUAAAACGCCUACAAAGACUUCUGCUAUGCAAAAGAAACCCGUAAAAACAACUGGAAACACUCCUGCGACGUCUAGAUUGACUUCUAGACAGACAAGCAGAACUACAAGCAGAGAUCAAAGUCCAGAUAAACGUAUGGCGAACAAAAGUGCAAGUAAACCUAACCUUCCAAAGCCCACAAAUAAAUCUGCUACUGACAAAGCUGCACUCAUUAAAACUGAUCCAAAAAAACCUGUCAGUAGAGCAAAUAGUGUUAAAAACUUAUCAAGGGUUCCUAGUACAAAAAAUUUAAAUGAAAAGCCGCCUCUAAAGAAAGCUAAUAGUAAAAAAGAUUUGAGUGAAAAAUCCAAAUCUACUAACAAAAUAAACGUAAUCGGCACUAGUAGUAAUGGAAAAGCGGCACGUAGUGGUGAUAAAAUUAAAAAAGAAAUUACUAAAAGUAAAGACAGUGUAGACAAUGUGAAACACAAAAAUGGGGAUGAAGUAACAACGCAAGACAAUGAAACUCAGUAUGAUAAAAUGACAAAUGAAAACGGUGAACUUGUCAUUCUCACAAAGAAAAACGUAGUAUCUAUGACAACAGCUGCUAUUACAUCUCAGCCUUUAGAAGUAGUGGCUACUGUUACGAACCAAUUGCCAGCAGCUCUUGAAAAGGCACGAGAAAAAGGUAUGUUUGAAAGACUCAGCUCCAAAGAAUCUUUAAUUGCAAAAGAAGAGGAAAAAGACACGGCUGAAGUUAAAGAAACCGUCGAAUCUAAAAUGGAAAAGGAAGAAAAGCGCCCGCCAAGGCAUAAGAAUUCCGAGAAAACAAUAUUUUCAGAAGAUAAUGUUAAAUUAAAAUUAUUGCAUCCUCCGUAUAACAACCCUCAAUUAGAACGAGUCAAACAGAAAAUAGAAGAAAUUUUAAAGGAGCCGGAAAUCUCUACAGAAAAUAUACUGUCAUCUGCUGGUAAAGUAAGGGAAAACAAAGAUAUUUUACAAAAAGUUGAAGAUACAAUAAAAACGGACGUAGAAGAAUUAAAACAUGAAGCUUCUAACAAAAUAACAGAAGUGAAAGAUCAAGUUACAAAACAAAAAGAUGAAACAUCUGCAGAAAUUCGUUCUGAAGUUACAAAAAUUGUUGACAGUAUAAUAACACCAGUUGAAGAGCCUAAGGAUAUGCAGAAAGCGAAUGUCAAAGAAACGAUAGAGCCUCUAGUGAAAGUUGUGAGUGAAAAGAAACAAGAGAUAAAGAGUGAUAUCGAAAAAGUUAACGAAACUUUAGUUAAAGGAGAACCAGAUGUGGAAGUGCAAAAUUCAAAUUUGUCUACACAUGCUGAUAAAAUUACGAUACAUGUUAAAAAGGCGGAUGAGCUUUCUGAUAAAUCUGCACACAGCAAUGGCGGAUUUCCCCAAAGCACAAGCACUACUCCAAAACCACCAGCCAGAGCGCACAGACAACCAAAAGAAGACAAACAGCCAGACAACACCACAGACAAUCAAAACGAGACAGAAAAAAAACCAAACAUUUGUUCCCGAUUGGUCGGAAAAUGCAAAGCAUGCUGUUCUUGUUGUGCAAAGCAAGAUACGGAAGGAGAGAACGAGAUAACCGAUGGGAAAAAGUUAUGGAGUUCCAUGAAUUGUAUGAAGAAGAAGGUUCCUGAAGAUGAAGUGGAACGCGCUGCAGGAAAAACAGCGACAAUAGAAUUCGAAACUGAAACGAAACGCAAGCGCAAGCUACGCGACAUUCUCUGCGGGUGUUGUCACAAACGUCGUGUCGCGGACGUGUCGGAGCCGAUCCGUCGUAUGGACGCGUCGUCGCCGGUCGUGUCGCAGGUUGUAAACGAGACUGGGUGCUGCGGGAAGAAGAAAGAGUUCGAGAGACGAGACAGUAUACUGAGCGAUCAGGCGCCUCCUACAUGCUGCAACAACCGCCUCUGCCGCUGGUUCCGUGGUGCGUGCAGGAGAUCCACAGAACCACCCUCCAGCAGGAGGACCAGUCUCUUCUCUAAGAAUAAGAGUCUGUCACCAACUUUACCGCCAGAGGACACUAGAACAAAACUAGACGCUUCGCUGGUGGAACACACAAGUGUGAUGCGUGGCGCCAUCCCUGUCUUACCCCCGGUGCUCGCGUAUUUCUGUCUCGUUUGCAACGUUUGUGUUCCAGGAUUGGGUACACUUUUCAGUGGAAUGUUCUGCUUAUGUUUCGGAAUCCCGCGGUUCGGAGUUCACGACGGAGCCAAACAUAGAAUUGGUUCGUUCGUAAUAAACCUGGUGGUAGCUUGCAGCCAGCUGUUCACGGUGUUGUUCUGUCUCGUGGGGUGGGGCUGGUCCGUGUGGUGGGGGGUCAUCAUGGUGAAGAUUGCGCGUAAAUACAAAAAACUGAAAGCCGAAGAAGCAGCCGCAGAAGCCGAAGCCGCGCCCCCAGUUACCGCCAACAACCACACUAGAGCUUAACCGAUUUUGAUAAAACUUUGACCUCAGUGAUCAAUCAAUUUUGUGAUCUUUUGUAUUAUGCCCAUUGGACGACUAUAAAUAUAUGAAUUAUAUAUGAGGAAUUGUGUAAGCAUGUUCUUAGAAUAUGCAUUGUAAAUAAAAACCUUAUCAGGUUAACUAUUAAACGACUUAUCAAAAUGAUAAAGUUACAUCGGUAAAUGCGACGCUUUUAGGGAUUUAUUUUCCUAAAUAACGAUGAACGACCAUAAAGAAUUAUCUAUUUGUCAACCAAUUGGCUACCUAGGUAUAAUUAUAACUUUGCAAAUUUAAUGGAUUUACAUCGAUGUAUUUCUAGUUAUAUAUUAUUAUUAUUAAAAUAAAAAACAAGAAUAACUUUUUAUGAGUUUGUAAAUGUCUACUGCUGAUAUAAUAUAAGUAAUAAUGCUUGCAUAAUUAACGAUUAAAGAAAUUAAUCGUAACUUAUAUAAUUAAGUUACAUAAAUGUAAAAACACGAAGUUAAACUUAAAAUCGAGUAAGGU
Colias croceus (clouded yellow) is the source of this 4462-nucleotide messenger RNA. RefSeq names its product protein stum (gene stum). The transcript has 10 exons. The record is from RefSeq and is a predicted model, not a curated record. Bases 8 to 3943 code for a protein of 1311 amino acids. Gene Ontology annotation, biological process: proprioception; taxis; sensory perception of mechanical stimulus. Gene Ontology annotation, cellular component: sensory dendrite. Lineage: Eukaryota; Metazoa; Arthropoda; Insecta; Lepidoptera; Pieridae.